AUGUCAGACGAUGAAGAUAUACCUCAACUCUCCGCCGAUACUCUCGCCGCUUUGUCCAACUUUCAGGCAGAGCAACAGCAAAAGAUCGAGGAGUUGAAGGCCGGAAAAAUCGAGAAAGUUGACGAGGAUUGGCAAUUGAGUCAGUUCUGGUACGACGAAGAAACGUCGCGAAAAUUGGUGACUGAAGGAGUCGCCGCCUCGUUAGCAAGCAGCGAACGGCCCGCCCGUAUUGCUUGUGUUUCCUCGCCAACUCUUGUGCAGUUUUUCCACGAGCGAAAGGUGAAAAAAGAGAAAUAUACACGGACCCAUUUGCUUGCAGGAGUAUAAAUCCGGAGACAUUCAGCUAUCUCUUUUCGAGUACGAUUCCCGAUUCGGCUUGAAGUUCCCUUCGGAAUUCGUCCAAUACGACUACAAAUAUCCGACAGCCAUUCCACCGGAGCUUGUCGGAAUUUUUGACGUUAUCAUCGCUGAUCCUCCGUUCUUGGCGGCCGAAUGUCUGAUCAAGACGGCGCAUUCGAUUCGUCUGCUCGGGAAGGAAAGCGUGAAAGUGAUACUCUGUACGGGAGCGAUCAUGGAAGACUAUGUAGGUGAUAUUUUAUUUGACCACUGAAUAUCAAUUUUAAUAUCCCCCUUCAACUUUUUCGAAGUCUAUAGCGGUUGCCAUGAUAACCAUUUCUCUGUCUUCUCUCUACUUUGCGCCCACUAAUCCACACCCUCUCCAUCCUUUCUCAAUUAUUAGCCGGAUUUCCAACUGAUAAUCUGUUUCAGGCGGCUCGGCUGUUGGCAAUGCACCGGACGAGUUUCGAGCCAAAACACGCAAACAACUUGGCGAACGACUUUUCAUGCUUCGCCAAUUAUCCAACAAUAACUUUGUGAUAUUCAAAUUUUCGCAUUUUUGUUCUCUCUUGUUCUUGCUCGCUGUUUCUCAUCUUUUUCAAAACUUUGCAAAAUACGUUUCAACUUUCAAUCUUCACUUUUCCGUUCCAUUUUGUUGACAAAUUUCGUGUUUGCAUCACGUGCUUAUCUCUGCUCAAAACCGAAAAAUAUUUAUAAAUCCGGGACCGCAUUUUCAGAGAUUCUUGAUCGACUGAAACCGAUGUGAACUCUGGUCUCUCCGGACUCACCGACCACUAUUUUCUACCCAGGCUUUCUCACCUAUUACUGUAAGUUUUUUUUCGAAUUUUGAGUCACGUUAUUUAAUCAAAUUACUUUUCAGUGUAUACUGUGUAUACUCUGGUCACUGCGUGAUCCAACUUUUAUCUUCGAGUUAUGGCUCCGACGGGUCAAGGCGGACAAUGGCAAGAAGUUCUGUGCUGCACUGUCUGUACUCGAGUAAGCACGCAAUUUCCGAAAAAAAGUUCAAUUCACGUUUGUAGCACUUCAAUGAGAUCUACCUGCCGGUUAGUCUCAUCUGCGGCCACGUUAUCUGCUGCAAAUGCGCUGAAAAGCCAGAGAGCCAAACGAAGCCGUGCCCCCAUGACGACUGGAAAGUGACGAUUUCGCCGAAAGAGUACCCCACGAACGUGGCACUUUUGUCCGUCAUCUUCCCUCGAAAACCCUGCAUUUCCUUCUCCGGCGCCAAAACAGACGAUGAAAAACGAAUCGAUCAGCUGGCGAUUCGUAUUUCUCAAUUCUUCCGUGAGGCUGACUCCGAACGCGGUGGUACCGUUUCGAGUAGAGACAUCUCUAGAACUCUACAAAAGAAAGUUCUCGCGUUGCUAUGUUAUCAGUGGGCCGAGCCUGACGGCAGAAUGAAGAUGCUUAAAAUGAGUCGGGGAAUUUGUGAGCGAGUGAUGAUAGAGAUCAUUCUCUCGAUCCAGAGCAACACUCAUGUCAGCAGCCAACUGUGGUCGGCCGUCCGAUCCCGUGGUUGUCAGUUCCUCGGUCCGGCGAUGCAGGACGAUGUGCUCCGGCUAAUUCUGAUGACUCUGGAAACUGGAGAGUGUAUAGCCAGGAAGAAUCUUGUCAUGUACGUGGUGCAAACGCUCGGAUCAGACUAUCCACAAGUCUCGAAGACAUGCGUCGGCCACGUGGUUCAGUUGCUCUACAGAGCUUCGUGCUUCAAUGUGCUCAAACGAGACGGCGAGUCUUCUCUGAUGCAGCUGAAGGAUGAGUUCAGAACGUACGAGGCGCUCCGCCGAGAGCAUGACUCGCAGAUUGUACAAAUUGCAUUCGAAUCGGGACUCAGAAUAGGGCCGGAUCAAUGGUCGGCCCUUCUGUACGCUGAUCAGAGUCAUCGUUCGCACAUGCAAUCCAUCAUUGACAAACUGCAGUCCCGUAACUCCAUUGUGCAAGGAAUUGACGAGCUACGUGCAUUGGCCGGUUCGACCACUUCCAACCUCGUUCCCGCCUAUCGAUACUUCCUCGGUCAGGUCAUUCCAUGCCUUGAGUUUUUCAUCAACCCGGAUUAUGAAGAAGCGACAGAAAGUAUGGUGGCCAAGAGCUUGGAACAAGUGCGCUUGCUCCUCAAACUCCACUGCUCGCAGGAUGAGCUUCGAAAAAAUCCCCGAGAAGAUCGGAGGGUAGUGCUGCCUCCAGGGAUGGGUCUUCCGCAAAUGUAUCCGGCUCCUCCGAUCAUUGAUCCACCGAGACGGAACAGAACGAGAACCAUACCGUACAAGGCCAAUCUACUCUAUGAAGUUGAUGAACAACCCACUGAUCCUGUUAAAUCGCAAGUACCGGUGAAUUCUCAAAAGACUUCUUCUCAUCCGAAUCCUUCGCCUCCGCAACCUCCGCAAACUCCCCAACAACAGCAGCCACAGCAGCAGGCCGUUCUUCCUCCGCAGCAGUUUACUCCUCGUCAGAAGCGUUAUCAGAUGGGGAUUCCACCGCAGCGGGUAGGAUACCUGCCACCGCAGCAUCAGUACCCAGUCCCUCCGAACUUUUAUCCGAUGCAACCUCCACCAAUGCAUCAACAGAGGUUCAAAGGAAGACGCGGUCCUCCACGCGGGGCUCCGAUGCCGAUGUUCGUUGGAUUUGCCCCGGACAUGGGAAUGAUGCCGUCAGGCCCACCACCACCACUUAUGCCAGUUGGAGAUGAUUCUUCGGCUCCGCGACAAGUUAUGAUCAUGCAAUCUCCGACACAUAUGUCCGGCGCUCCUGUUGUCAUGGUUUGGAAAACAGGUAGAGGGAAACUCUAAAAGUCAAUUGUUCCAGAUUCCGCAACAAGCAAUGGGUCCUCCACCGAGUGUUACGCCCGUUCCGAUGGGCUCCAUGACACCUCAGCUUCCGGUUCAAUGGACGACGACGUCUCCGACUGGAAGUGUCAUUUACCCCGCCUCCUCUCCACCAGGACAAGCGGCACCCGCAUUUUGGAUUCAAUCGUAAGCUACUUUUGAACUUUCUUCGCAUCAAAAAAAAUUUCAGAACUGAAGGCAUGUUUCCGAUGUUCGAUAGCGGUGGUUUGAUCUGGGGGCCGACCACGAUGCUACGGGAAAGUGGAGCCGAUGCCGAGCAGCUGUUGGCCAAGAGGCACGAGAUCUUAAAGCGCUUGCAUCCGUCGGAGGAUGAUGACGAUGGCCCUGAAGAUGGAGGCAUCGGGCAUGUCUCUUAUACGGUGGCUUCUUCUGUGUUGGACGAUAGAAUGGAUCACCAUCCGAUGGCAAUGAUGCCUGUCCCAACUAUCGAUCUGCCGGCAAUUCCAAUCAAUUUCUCCAACAUUCCGACCGACGAGACGAUGACGAUGAUCGGAGAAAUGGUGCAGAACCGUCCGCGCGCGCCGUCGAUCACUGGCUCCACAGCUGGAACGUCGACUGUGGUUCCGGCUACGGUGCAGUCGGAAUGCGGUACGAUGAGUGUGACGGAUAGUAUCUGUCAACCGAUUGUCACCCCUGCUAUUCAAACCUGUGCGUACUGUGUUUGUGCUACACUCUCUAACAUCUUUUAAGAACAUCUUCUUUCCCCUGAUCUAAAUUAAAUUUUCAAUGUUUUGCUAACUUCUUCUAAUUCCCCAUACUUUCUUAGCUUAUCCAAAUUACAGUCUUAUAAAAAUAUUCUCAAAUUUCAGCUGCCACAGUACCUCCAAAUGCUAUUCCGAUGGUUCAAGCAGUUCCAGUGGUGCCAGUGGUUCAACCGGAGACCUUCAACCCGUCGGUUCCUCCGCCACAACCAGGACAGCCGAUGCUCGUCGACUCGGCCACCGGACUGCUCACCCCGAUGCGUCCGAUUCUUGUGGCUUAUCCGCAGAACGUCGUGUCAAACUCGCUCGACAAGAUUGUGGAUGUGAAGGAGAGAUUGAGUGAAGCGCAGGGUAAUCACGACUUUUAAAUUUUUAAUUCAUCAUCUCAAACCAUUCAGGCUGUGCUUCUGAAGCCGAGAACGCUCAUUUGCGAAUGGAGCUGCGGAUGGCGGAAAGCGAGAUGGCUCACCUGGAUCCGUACACCAAAAACAACUGCUUGCUCCGCGAGCUCCAGCAGGUCGAUCGAGAGCUCCAGCAGCUCCAGAUCGAGCCCAUCCGGCAGUAG
Messenger RNA from Caenorhabditis sp. 36 PRJEB53466, 4463 nucleotides. NCBI's taxonomy places the organism in Eukaryota, Metazoa, Nematoda, Chromadorea, Rhabditida, Rhabditidae. The record is from the annotation of a GenBank genome assembly.